Messenger RNA from Pseudogymnoascus verrucosus, 1831 nucleotides. RefSeq lists its product as uncharacterized. The record is from RefSeq and is a predicted model, not a curated record. Gene Ontology annotation, biological process: regulation of transcription by RNA polymerase II. NCBI's taxonomy places the organism in Eukaryota, Fungi, Ascomycota, Leotiomycetes, Thelebolales, Thelebolaceae. Bases 132 to 1598 code for a protein of 488 amino acids. The transcript has a single exon. Gene Ontology annotation, molecular function: DNA-binding transcription activator activity, RNA polymerase II-specific.
UAAUAAGUGGAUGAACUUUUGCUUUGCACUACUUAUCUAGAACGGCACCCGUCGUUCUGAAAAGAGCGCCUUGUUCAUUCCGCUGCUCGUAUUUCCCAAAAGGCAUUGCAAUCGUUUACGGCGUAAACGUCAUGCCUGCCGCUCCAACUGAGCCAACUGAACUGCUCCAUUACCUCCCACAGCACCGAGUUUUAAUUUGCAAGGAAUGCCAAUAUGCAAUCCAGCCAUCGGCUAUUUCCCGCCACCUGAAAGAGCUCCACAGGAUAUAUCGCUCUAACCGCCAGAAGUUCAUGAAAUAUGCUGAGGGGCUGGAUCUUGCCGACCCGGCAUAUGUUAUUCUUCCAGGACCCAACGAAGGCCCUGUGCCUUUCUUACCCACGAUAGGUGGCCUCGCUUGUGUGGUUAUCGGAUGCCAUUAUCUCUGUGCCACUGACAAGCGCAUGAAGAUGCACUGGAGCGCAGAGCAUAGUGGGGUUGUAGCGGGCGAUACUCAGUGCUAUCUGGUUAAAUUACAGACGUUCUUUCGAGGCAACCAGCUGAGAUACUUUAUAGUACGCCAUUCGCGUACAGCCCAGUCCCAGCCAGAACGACACUCAGUUGUCGGCAGCAAGACCACCACUUCUGGAAUCAGCACACUAGACACGUCGUUGAGCUGCGAAUCUCCCGUGGCCAUUCCUGAAGACUCCAGGCUCCUCGAGCAUUUUCAGAGCUCCACGUGCUUCGAACUUGGAGAUAGUGCAAUUAAUAUAUCCUGUUGGCAGUCGGAUGUCCCAGAACUAGCAGCCAAAUACGCCUUUUUACAACAUGGCAUUAUAGCUUGCGCAGCACUGCAUUUCGCAUUUCUUAACCCCUCCGAAGGGCAACGGUACCAGCUAAUAGCAGCACAUCACCAGAACAUAGCGUUACCAGAAUUCCGCUCUGAAAUAAAGGACGCAAACAUUAACAACUACCUUGCGCUGCUGGCAUUUACGCAGCUCCUCAUCAUACACUGCUUUGCCGCGGAUAAGCACGAUGAGGACCUCCUACUCGUACAAGGGCGGGACGACCAGUCUCUCCCAGACUGGCUGCAUGUUAUCCGUGGCAGUUGUGACAUCUUUAAGCCAGUAUCGCAAUAUGUCGCAAGCUUACCCAAUGUAGCUGCGAUGAUGGAACUCGAUCUCCGAGACCGAAGCCCCGAGAGGUCAGAUUAUGAUAGACGUCUCCGCGGACUCUUCGAUUUAAUCAAUUCUAACAUGGCGCAAAACAUAGAGAACGUCGAGGGCAGUUUCUCCCAUUUACUAUCGACUCUGCGUCUUCUCUCCAGGGCGUUUACAAAGGCACAGGUGGCCCAGUCGCGAAACACCUACUCACUGUGGGUUGCACUACAUGUAUGGCCGGUGCGAGUUUCACAGGAAUAUUUGAAUCUUUUGAAACAGAGGCAUCCGAUCGCGCUUAUUUUGCUAGCACAUUAUUGCAUAUUGCUUCUACCGCUAAAGGUAAACUGGUACAUGAGUAGCUAUAGUAGGAGAUUGAUAACUCGUAUUUAUGGCCAGUUGGAUGAAGAAUGGCGACCAUGGUUGCAGUGGCCGUUGGAGGAAAUUGAACUGCAGUGUGGCUGAGUGCGUGUAGGAUUAAGACGAUUAUACCCUUUAUGCAGGAGGAGAAUGAGAGUAGUGGGUGAUGAGAAAAGGCUAUGAGAAUGGGACGGUGCUGCUUGCGAUUCGAUUGUGAGUAUAUGGCGGCGUUGUGAUCUUAGGAAGCAUGCAGUUUAUCCUACAGCGCGUGGUUAAGAGUACGUAUAGGAACGUAUAGGAAUUUUCGAUCCGUCGUUGUGAUGUUCGAUAUGUUAGUG